Hansenula ciferrii is the source of this 1374-nucleotide messenger RNA. RefSeq names its product Aim17p (gene AIM17). NCBI's taxonomy places the organism in Eukaryota, Fungi, Ascomycota, Saccharomycetes, Phaffomycetales, Wickerhamomycetaceae. The transcript has a single exon. Gene Ontology annotation, biological process: carnitine biosynthetic process. The coding region runs from base 1 to 1374 and encodes 457 amino acids. Gene Ontology annotation, molecular function: oxidoreductase activity. The record is from RefSeq and is a predicted model, not a curated record. Gene Ontology annotation, cellular component: mitochondrion.
AUGUUUAAUAGAAACGUUAUCAAAAGUUAUAGAUCAUUUCAUAAAAGUUCAAUUGGGAAAUUCAAAUCAAAUUUACCCCUGAAUAACAAUAAAGUGAUUAAUGAAUUUAUUGAUAAUGAUAUAAAAGUUGUUUAUAAUAAGAAAUCAACUUCAUUCCAAUUCUUAAAAGAAAACAAGAGUUUUAGUUAUAAUAAUGUGUUUUUAAGAGAUUCAUCAACUUCUUCAAAUUCAAUUGAUUAUAAUUCAGGUCAAAAAUUAUUUACAACAGCUUCAAUAAUUAAUAGUUAUCCAAUUAAUAUAGAAAUUCCAAAUUCAAAACAAAUUAAAAUCUAUUGGAAUGAUGGUGAUUAUUCAAUUUAUGAUCAGAAAUUCUUAGAAUUAAAUUCCACAAUUGAAAGUAGAAAACAAGAUAAAGCUAAAAAUUUUGAAGAUGAAAUUAUUGCAUGGGAUUCAAAUCAUAAUAUGUUAACCGUUGAUAAUUUACCACGUUAUGAGUAUAAUGAUUAUUUAACUAAUGAUUCAACAUUAUCCCUUGCUUUAAAUGAUUUAAAUAAAUUUGGUUUAGUUCAAAUAACUAAUAUUACUAAAAAUUUAUCUGAUGAAGAACAUGAAUCUCAGAAAUUAAUUCAAAUUAUUGGUGAAAGAAUUGCUUAUUUGAAAAAAACUUUUUAUGGUGAAAUAUUUGAUGUUAAAAGUAAACCAAAUGCUAUAAAUAUUGCAUAUACAAAUCAAUUUUUACCUUUACAUAUGGAUUUACUUUAUUAUGAAUCUCCACCAGGUUUACAAUUAUUACAUUUUAUUAAAAAUAAAUCCAAAGGUGGUGAAAAUGUAUUUGUUGAUGGAUUUGCUGCUGCAAGACAUGUUAAAACAAUUGAUUCUCCUGCUUACCAGGCAUUAUUAACUGUUCCAAUUAAUUAUCAUUAUGAAAAAAAUGGUCAUUCUUAUUAUUAUUCAAGACCUUUAAUUGUGGAAAAUGAAGUUAUUGAACAAGGUGGAUUUGGUGAAUAUAAAGAUCAUUUCCGUGAAAUUAAUUAUUCACCUCCAUUCCAAGCACCUUUUGAUUUUGGUAUUACAGGUGAAGUAAUUGGUGAUGAUAAUAAUCAUAGUAAAAUUUCAGGUGCAAAAGAGAAAGGUGAUCGUCAUUUAUUUCAAGAUUUCCUAAGAGGUUUUAAAGAAUUUGAAGAUUAUAUUAAUAAUAAAGAAAAUCAAUUAAAAUUUAAAGUUGAAGAAGGUUCUUGUAUUAUAUUUGAUAAUAGAAGAAUUUUACAUGCAAGAGAUCAAUUUGAUAAUAAUAGUGGUGAAAGAUGGUUAAAAGGUUGUUAUAUUGAUAAGGAUUCGUAUCUUUCCAAGCUAAGAGUCAUGAAGAAGAAAUAA